This is a messenger RNA of Vigna unguiculata (cowpea), 1690 nucleotides long. RefSeq names its product alpha-1,3-arabinosyltransferase XAT2-like. The record is from RefSeq and is a predicted model, not a curated record. NCBI's taxonomy places the organism in Eukaryota, Viridiplantae, Streptophyta, Magnoliopsida, Fabales, Fabaceae. Gene Ontology annotation, molecular function: glycosyltransferase activity.
AAUUCGCCUCAACCUUCCUCCAUUUGUCAUAUAGAACUGUCUCAAAAUCUUCCUUAGCCGACUCCUACAAUAUAAUUCAUGGUGAUCCACUAAAGAGGUGUUACUCAAAACAAAACUACUUCUAUUUGUUAGAUGGUAUUGUGAUCUUGAGUGAUAAAAAAAAUGAUUUACGACACAGUGUUAGCCAAAAGCUUUAGUCGUUAUGAGCAGAAAAAGUUGGGAUAUGGAGCAUUUCUGAGCUGCUUGUUCAUAGUUUUCAGUCUUUGCACUGUGUUUAAGCCUUACUUGGGUCCUGUGCAUGCGUUGAACCUGAAGCUCUUCAUAGGUGUUGACACCAAAAUGCUGAUCACCAGAAGCUCUUCACAAAUAGCUCAACAAGUUGAAGGGAAAGAAACAAAGAAAGAGGAGCUACUGUGCACAUCAGAAGAAAGAACAGAAUUUUGCCAAGCAAAGGGGGAUAUCAGAAUCCAAGGAAAAUCCUCCACUGUAUACAUUGCUUCAUCUGAGGCAACAACGUUGGAGAAAAACAUGUCACGGAGUUUAAAGCCUUAUGCAAGAAGGGAUGAUGUAGAUGCAAUGAUUCUUGUAAGAGAAUGGACAUUGAAGGCGGAGAAUGUUGUUAACCAGAAAGUUCCUGAAUGCACCCAAAAUCACAGCAUUCCAGCUGUACUGUUUUCUACAGGAGGGUACACUGGUAACCACUUCCAUGAAUUCACUGACAUUGUUAUUCCGUUGUUUUUGACUGCUAGAAAGUUCAAUGGAGAAGUGCAGUUUAUCAUAGCAGAUAAGCGUCCAUGGUGGAUUUCAAAGCACAAACCUUUUCUUAAGAAGCUGUCCCAUUAUGAGAUUAUGGACAUGGAUGAAGAUGAAGGAGUUCAUUGCUUCCCAAGUGUCAAUGUGGGUCUCAAACGGUACCAUAAAGAACUAAGCAUUGACCCUCAAAAAUACUCAUACUCCAUGAAGGACUUCAGAGCUUUUUUGAGAAGCUCCUAUGCAUUGAAGAGAUUCCAAGCAAUCAAAAUCAGAAACGGUCAACAUAGGAAGCCAAGGCUCAUGAUUCUGUCAAGAAAAAGAUCAAGAUCUUUCAUUAACACUGAUGAAAUAGAAAAAAUGGCCAAGAGUUUCGGUUUUGAUGUCAUUGUUAAGGAAGCAGGGAAGAGCAUGUGGGGGUUUGCUCAUGUUGUGAAUUCCUGUGAUGUGUUAUUGGGAGUUCAUGGAGCAGGUCUCACCAACAUACUUUUCCUUCCGGAAAAUGCAGUUUUCAUACAGGUUGUGCCUUAUGGUGGGUAUGCAUUGGACUGGCUUGCCACAAAUGACUUUGGAAAGCCAUCAAAGGAUAUGAACAUAAAGUACUUGGAAUAUAAAAUAAGCUUGGAAGAAAGCACCCUUGUAGAACAAUACCCUCUAGAUCACAUGUUUCUAAAGGAUCCUCCAUUGAUUGGGAAAAUAGGGUGGCAAGAAUUUAAGUCUGUGUAUUUGGACAAGCAAAAUGUAAAGCUUGAUGUUCAUAGGUUUAAGCCUACAUUGCAGAGAGCUCUUGAGCUAUUGCAUAAAUAAGUAUGAUAUGUGUCACGGUUAGGAUUUGAUCAAAGUUUUCAUGGUAGUAUUUUUCUUUCUUGCUGAUAUAUUUAUCUGUUGUUUCUCAACAAACAUCUUACAGAAUGAAGAACAAAGAGGUUAUCAUCUGAAA